AUGGAGAUCAAUGGUGAUGGUAUGGUGUUGGUGGUCGAUGGUGUUGGGUGGGCGGUGGUGUUAGGCAGUGGUGGCCUGAUGAUGAUGAUGGUGGUUAGGAUGUUUCAAGUGAAAAAUAAGAAAUUUUUCCGCAAUUUUACGACCAUUACUUCAUUUGGAGUUGUUGGUACUCUGAUUUUGUUCCCAUCAUAUCGUUCGGGGCAAUGCGUCUGUUUCCUUUAUUGGAUAUUGGUUACUUUGAGCUUAAGGACUAUCUCGGUUCAUAGUUUCCUUUCCUCCUCUAUUACCAUGGCCAGCCCCCUUAGUUUGCAAACGUCCGACGGUGGUACAAGCAGUCAUAUGUUCCUUAGUGAACUCCGUGAAGGGAGCACCAGACCUAUCAUGAUAAUGGUUUGUAGAAAAUGGGACGUGACAAGUGUUAACGGCAGGUACAUGAGCACCGACUAUAUUGUCACUGACAUAAAGGGAGGUGUGAUGCAUUGCACCGCAAGGAAUAACAUUGCCCACUAUUUCUUUGACAAACUCAAAGAGGGCGGUGUAUAUUUGGUCAACGGUUUCGCCGUGCAACCUACAAAUCAGUAUCGGGUUCUUAAAGACAGCCCCUUUGUGAUUGGGUUGCAUGGUUCGACAACUGUGAAGCGGUUGAUGAUGACGGCGGUCGUUUUGAACGCUACCCUUUCCUGCUUACGGCGUUUGAGGAUCUCCAACCAACCGAAAACAAGUACUUCGUUGGUAUGUUUCCUAUACCCCACCUGGUAUUUGUCAUUAAAAUAUUAUUAG
Helianthus annuus (common sunflower) is the source of this 780-nucleotide messenger RNA. RefSeq lists its product as uncharacterized. The record is from RefSeq and is a predicted model, not a curated record. Bases 1 to 780 code for a protein of 259 amino acids. Lineage: Eukaryota; Viridiplantae; Streptophyta; Magnoliopsida; Asterales; Asteraceae. The transcript has 5 exons.